AUGAAACCCGAUUUAUCGCCUGUCCUUUGGACAUUGAUAAGUCUCACAACUAUCGCAAAUUCACAGUCCUUACCAUAUAAUCCUACCACGAUACUUCUUCCAUCGAGCGCAAGCCAGAGGAACGACACUGCAUUCAUCUUUCUCGUUGCCUCCGAAUCAGACACUCGACCUGAGUUUUUAUCUCUGAACAUAUCUUCAACCUUAUUCGCUUCGAAUCUUACAUUAGAACCCUUCACACCUAAUCUUUCGUUUCUCGACAACAAUACUGCUUUUAUACCUACGAUUGGGACGGACGGCGAGAUUUCGUUGCUUACUGGUUCUUGUUCGGAAUCUGCCAGCACUGAAUUAUGGACUUAUACACCUGGAAACGAGGCGGUCGGGAAUGGGACAUGGGCGAAAGAGACAACUAUUGUGGCCAGCGAUGUCUCCUCUGCUGGUCGCGCCGGCGCGCAUUUUUUGUCGGGUGGAUUCCAAUUUUCUACAUUAGUCAAUGCAAAUGCUUCAUAUACGGAUAUCUAUAUCUAUGGUGGCAUGUGUCCCAGUUCCUCGGCGAAUACAUCGACAUGGCAAUCGGACGCCAACUAUACGAACCAUAUGAUGCGAAUAUCACCUGGAUCGACAGAUUCGUACAGUUUGGAUUUAACUACUAAUAGAGGAGCACCCGUUUCUGAGGCAGGAUUUACCAUUACUCCUUUGCUUCCCGCGUAUUCGAAUGCUUCGGGGAUUAUGACACAAACUCAGAAUUUUAUACUUCUCGGUGGACAUACACAAGGCGCAUUUAUAAACAUGAGCCAAGUCGCUAUUUGGAGUCUACCCGAGGAGAGCUGGAGUUUUGUCACUGUCAACCCACCAUCCUCAACAGAGAGUUCCAAUACAGAACUAAUAGUAAAACACUCAGUAACCAGUGUCGAUAGUCGUUCAGGGCAUACGGCAAUUUUGACAGAAGAUGGAUCCAAAGUCAUUGUUUUGGGCGGAUGGGUUGGUAACGUUAACCAAGCUGCCGAUCCACAAUUUGCUAUAUUGGAACUUGGGACGGGCUAUGGAGGAACUGGUAGAUGGAAAUGGUCGGUACCUGCGGAUCAGCCAUUCGGAGAUGGUAUCUAUGGGCACGGUGCAACAAUGCUUCCUGGAAACGUUAUGAUGGUACUAGGUGGAUUUAAUAUAACAGCCGCCAAAAAUAUGAAGAGAGCUGUUGAUACAACUGUUCAACCCGUGUUUUUCAAUGCUACGAGUUCCACUUGGAUUUCGAACUACACCAAUCCAGCAUAUAUCGCGGCUAGCGCGCGAAGCAGUUCUUCUUCGUCCUCGGGUUCCUCGAAAGUCGCCCUGGGCGUAGGACUCGGAUUGGGUAUCGCUGCAUUCAUCGCUAUCGUUGCAGGACUUAUUUGGUGUUUGAUUCGCUGCAGGAGGAGGCGUAGAGAUUCGAGAUAUGAGAGGAGGGAAAAAGACCUCCGGUCUCUUGGCUACAACGCAGCCACUGCAUAUCCAGGCACACAAGAAAUGUAUCAAAAUCAUUAUUAUGACUCGGGAAACGCCGCGGGAGGAUAUGAGAGCCUUUAUGCUGGCGAAUACGGCGCGGGAGAUAUUGGCUCUCCCACGCUUCAACCUCGGCAAAUACCGAGGAAAGCUGUACGAAACAAUCGAGGUCUUUACCAGCCUGCUUCGACCUUCGACCCUGGUUCAGUGGCUGGGAAUGCUAGAUCGGCCAAUAUUGGAGCAGCUGGACCUAUACAUCCAAUAUACGAAGCAGACGAGGAUGCUGAUAUAAUUUCCCCUAUUGAAAUUGGUAUUGCUCUUCCAUUCGAAGAAAGUGACGCUUACUUUGGUGCGAAGCGACCAUCGGAUCCAUUUAAAGAUCCAGUCACUCAAAAUUAUUCGGUACCUGUACAAUCAAACAGUCAAAAUGUCACCAUGCCUGUCUCAGAAUCCCCAGCGCAAGAACGAGAACGUGAGAUCGAAGCAUGGGUUGCAGACUGGGCGGCUGCAGAUGCCCUCCUUCACGCUCAAGCCAGAUCUCAUUCAACUGUUGGGAGAAAUUCUCCUUCUCGACGAGCAAACUUAAUUACAGCGACUGGUCCAGCCUCUGUUUCAGGAGAACUUUCUGAAGAUAACGCUCGAACAGCCAGUAACCUUAGCGAGCAAAGUAUGGCCCCUACCGCUGCUACUUUAAGUCGGUCAGGAUCCAGUUCCCUGGGAACAAGAUCAAAUUCACUUCGAGGCUAUUUAACAUACGCAAUGAACACCAUAAGUUUAGGAAAUGCUACUCUGGGUCCGAUGCCCGACAGCCCUGUCGCACAAAAUGCUCAGAUUUGUCCUCCGGGGAGUUCCGGCAGCGAAAAUACCGGUUCAACUUACACCACCGCCCAUACGCACUCUAGCUUUCCUACCCUUCAGGCAGAAGCAGCAACAUUACUCCCUCGUCCAGAGCAAUUCAUCGACCGGGGACUUCCGUCUCCUACUGAAUCUUCUUCCAAAUCAAUACCGCACACACCCACUAGGACAGCACAUGAUUAUCUCGGCAGUCCAUCAAAGAACAAGCAUAUAGGUCUUGGUAGACGUGGAUGGCUGGGAAGUCUGCGUAAAGCUUUCAGACCUGAAGGUGAUGCCGCGGCGGAAUCUAAUCUUGCAGAUCAAGAGCCACUUCCUCUUCCAAUUGGUGUCGAUAACUCGCCAAGAAGAACGGUGAGCGCUGGUGCGGCUUUAUGGAGGAGGAAACAGGGUAGAGGGGACUGGGAGGAUAGUGAGAAGAUCGGUACCAAGCGUGGAAGAUCUAGUUCAUUUGUUAAUGGCGGGGGUCGGUCCAAUGUACAAAUUGGAAGGACUGGUGAAGCUCGCGGGCUUGUAAAUGGGAUUGCUGAAGAUGAUGACGAAUGGGAUAUUGAAAGAGCAAUCGAGGAUCGGGUAGUGCAGGUUAUGUUUACAGUACCUAAAGAGAAAUUGCGCGUCGUCAAUCAUGAUGUUCGUGAAGAUUUGAGCGAAGGAGGGAGCAUGAGAGGAAGAAAUAUGGGAGCGAGCGGAAGCGGAACUCUAAGUCGAACUCCUAGUGAUAUCUUGAGUAUAGAAGAGGGCAAUAAAUUAGCUAAAACGGAAAGCGCCGAAAGCGGUAGGAGCAAGGGACGGGUGAAAGGCAAAGGAAAAGUGUCGGAGUUGGUGGAACUGCUCGAGGGUCGUAGUAGUCCUGAGCGUCAGUGA
Molecule: messenger RNA, 3192 nt
Organism: Botrytis byssoidea
Lineage: Eukaryota; Fungi; Ascomycota; Leotiomycetes; Helotiales; Sclerotiniaceae
Exons: 1
Coding region: 1-3192 (1063 amino acids)
Molecular function (GO): protein binding
Source: RefSeq, a predicted model, not a curated record